UGCCUUCUGGCAUCUCGCCCCGUGUAAAUUCUUCUGCCGAAAACAGCUGAGAACUGACAGUGAUUUCUUUGUUUUUUGUUUUAUAUUUUAUUGACAGUUGGUUGCAACGUUAAAUUUGUACUUCAUGUAGUUCAAUCUCCACUAAGAAGCAAAACAUCGUACGGAUUAUAGUUGACUUUAUACAUGUGUAUAUGAAAUGGACUCCUUAAGAAACACAGAUUCCAUUCACCAAAGAAUUCAAUACCUGUUCAACAAAUUGAGCUCUAGUCAUUCAUCAGUCUGCUAUCGUGCUCUAACAGAAAUUAGAACUGAAUUCAUCCCGAAGCCUCAAUUGCUGCAGAUUUUUAUUCAAGCUGAGGGUGUGAAGCAUAUAGUUGCACAGCUACAAAAAUCCAACAGGAAAAUUGUUGAUGUCAGUCUUAGCAUUUUGGGUCAUUGUGUUCUAGAACAGGAGCCAAGAAAUAUUUUUCGCAAGGAAGGUGGUCUGCCCGUGUUAGUUCGGGUUUUGCGAUCGUUUGAAGACGAUACUGCUAUUUUAAGUAGGGGCUGUCGAGUCAUCGGAUCACUUGCCCACGAUAAAAAGGUUGCCGCGAAAUGUGUACUAGAGUAUUCGGUUCAUCAUACGAUAGGAAGCAUAAUCGAUCGCUCAACUGACGAAGAAAUUUUAAGCAUGGCCAUUCGUGCAAUCCAUAAUCUUUCCGAUUCUAAGGAACACGUCGCUGUUCUAGGAAAAAAUCAUAUCUACCCAAAGCUUUCAAAUUUACUAAUGAAAACUGAAAGUAUCAAUAUUCAAAAGAAGCUGUUUGCUACCUUGUCGCAUAUAUUUAACUACAUGAAGCGCUUCCCUGAAUCUUCUGCUCAUUAUUGGAUUGGAUGCGAAGGAGGAGGAAAAGUGAUAGCAAAAUUCGUAGAGCUGAGACUCAGCACCUCAGAUGUUAUAUCAACCAAGGCACCUCAGCUUUUAUACCAACUGGUUCAAGACAAACAUGUGCGGCCAUUGCUAGCAUCAAAGGAUGCGUUCGAAGCCCUUAUUCCGAUUGUUAAAGAAGAAAAGGAAUUGGGAAAGUGUGGAACAACAGUCUAUCUCAGCAGUCUGUUAUUAUUAUGCCGCGAAAGUCCAAACUGUUUUUUUCAAGUUGGGGGCAUCCCCGUCUUGCUCGGAUUAAUUCGGGAAUCAGAUCCGUUUUGCGCAGCAGGGUCAUCAAUACCAUUGCAUUCACAACGGUUUCGUUCGCAGCACAACAACAUCUUCAGUACUUUACUUGCUUUUAAAUAUGAUACGAGUGCUCUGGCAGAACUCGUAAGUGGAGGAGUUGUAGAUAUCCUCACCACCCGAUUGACUAGGUAUGUUGAACUAUGUCGAUCCGGUAAAGCUGGUUAUAGUCCUCAACGUCCUCAGCAAAAUCGUACACAAUCGGCAGAAACUGAGAUAAGUUCUUCUCUUUUGGAAGAAUCCUUUGAAGAACCGACAGAACCUCAUCAGACAGUUAGUCAUUCUGAAUGCAAGAUAAAAUGUCGUUCAAGAAAACAGUAUCGCACGACCAGCCCUAGUUAUCAGGCAGUGGAAAUGGAAUAUGACCAAUUUUCUCGACUCAGAGAAUCUAAUCAAAACAAUCCAGCUGCACUCAAUAUAUUUGGGUGGAAUCCUGAUCGACCUAAUGUGGUUGACAGUGAAACCAUCAGUCCACAUUCGAGUCCUAGAUCUCAAAGCAUGUCUUCUUCACCGACCCACUCUCUCUCAACCUGGUCAGAUUCCGGGUCAGAUGGUGACGCUGUUUCUGAUUAUUCUUCAGGGAAUGUCUCUCCAGCCUAUAGCUCCGGUUAUCCAGCAAGUCCGGCCUCAGAAAGUCCAAUCGAUUCACCUUCAGCCGAGUUAAUGAGUCCACUUUGUCCCCCUACUUUGCCUUCUUCAUCUGAUUUUGAACAUUCAGACGAUGAAGAAGAGGACCAAGCGGGUUGUUAUUCUCCAACUAAUGUUGACUUCGAACUUGAUUCAGAAAGCGAUGGCCUUCCUACUAGUCCAAAACUGCCAUGCAAAAAGCGGGCAAAAAUUAGCCAAAGUGAUUUGACGGGCCGGAGACUUUGUUGUGAAAAAGACCUUAAAAUGCUGUGGCUCAAACUGGGACAAGUUGACGAUAAAGAUUUUUACGAAAAUUGGCCCGAAUUUACAGCCGAACCGCAUCAGGUCCAUCAACAGGAAGUGGCCGUCUAUCUCUUGCUCAAACUCAGCUGGCUAGAAGAUACACCGAAACAGCUUACUGAUCUGAAUACUGUCAAAGCCGUUAUAGAUUAUUUGAUGGAAACUUCAACACCCACAUUUCGGGCCUGCCAAUUCCUUUUCCGACUUGCCAGUUGCCAAUCCUUGUUUGUGGAUCUACUUUUACGAUCACAAUUUCCAUUGGAAGUAUACCUCGGAUUAAAUCGAAGACUAACUACAGUUCACUGUUGUCCGCUACAUUCGAGUCUUCGAAGAGUGGCUGAACAAGUUCUCGAUCAAAUGGCAUCCAUUGUAGCGCAAUUUGGACGUGGUGAAAUUGAAAACAUUUUACUCAAGAGCGCCGACGAUUUAGCGUCCUCUUCGGUUGUUGCCAUGGCCGCACCGCUGAUCGUUAAAUCCAGGGGUUUGUUACGAAGAUAUGUCAAUGAUCUCCAGAUACUUGAUACCAUUGGAAAGCAGUUACGCUCGCCUAAUACCAGGGCAUACGCUGCCGCAUCGUUGUCCUCCCUUGGCUCAUUCCUAAAAAUGGACGACUUUCUCAGUCCUCGCACUGCCCUGAGUGAUUUAUUUAGCCAUGAGCCAUGCCAAGUAGCCAAUUUGAGAGAGGACGUUUUCUUCCACAUAAUUCCGAAUCAAAAGAUUGGUGGUGUCAAGAGUCGUUUACAGGGUGCAAGCUUCUUCGAAGCCAUGUUCCGUGGAGGAUUCCAAGAAUCUCAAAGUAAUGUUGUUCCCCUUGUUGAUAUCCAAGCUCCAGUGCUGAAGGUGAUUCUUCAUCUAAUUUAUGGAUGUGGUUGUCAAUGCGCAAUUAUUCGAAGCAUUGAGCGCUUAGUGAAUUCUGACCGAUCGGCGCUUAGUCUCCUGGAAUCGCUUGACCGCUUCCUAUUGCUCGAACAAUUAGAUGGAAUAAGCAAUUUCAUUGCCAGCCAAGAUUGGAGCAGUUCUCCAAAUAAUUUCAUUGCCCUCUGGACUUCAUUGGAUGGUGGCUUUCCGUUUGUUACGAAGCUAAGAAACCACUUGCAAUAUUUCCCUUUUUCCAAUGCUGCUGACUUUGAUUCCCGAUUUCAGUUAAUCGACACAGUUCUUCGAAUGGAAACAGCUGAUGAAACCAUUGGAAUUUGGAAAAAAAUGUUUCUUUCUAGAAUAGAAGAUAAGUAAAUUUCCCUGACAUCGCUUUUGCUAUACUUCUCGUUAACAGUAUCCCUCAUUUAUCUUGAAAUUUGACUGUGCGUUAUUGUUGGUUAUGUGGAUAAUACCAGGUGAUAUCAAUAAAGUUUGUUGUUCAGUGAA
Molecule: messenger RNA, 3505 nt
Organism: Daphnia carinata
Lineage: Eukaryota; Metazoa; Arthropoda; Branchiopoda; Diplostraca; Daphniidae
Gene: Rnb
Exons: 9
Coding region: 197-3373 (1058 amino acids)
Biological process (GO): anatomical structure morphogenesis
Cellular component (GO): cytosol
Molecular function (GO): protein binding
Source: RefSeq, a predicted model, not a curated record